CGUGGCCGUGUCGGCGGCUUUGCUGCUGAGCGUCAGCACAGGAUCGAGAAGGAAAAGCUCCAGAAGGAGGUUGAUGACCUCAAGCGAACGUACCUUUCACCAGUUCCAUAUUAUUUCUAUUUCAUCAAUUUUUUCCAUGCUUACGGCCGUGAAGGUGAAGAUGAAGCGGAUAGCACAUUAAGUACUUAUCCAUUUGUUUAGCAGCAGGUCCAUGUCCUCGUCUUACUCUAACUCUUAAGAUGGAGAAAUAGAAUUAGAAAGUUGGACUUCUAGAUAGAAGUGCUCUGCUACUGCUUAUAUUUCAAGGUCAAUUUUCACUACAGCAUCGAGCGCCUCGAGGAACGUCAGGCGUCAGCGGUUGGUGAUGAUGAGGUGUGGCUGCAGAAGUUGGACGAAAAUACGCGAUAUUGUUAUGCUCACUUAGAAGUAGAACACCAAAUGCGUAAGCAAAUGGUCUUACCCGAAACGUCAUGACGCUGUCGCUGAGUGGCGCCAUUAUUUUUUAGCCUCUAGAAUCCGAAUCUAACUAGGAGGACGUAGUCAAGAGACAGCUUGAGCAAGAUGAUCGGUUGUAACGCCAUGACAGAUAUGACGUAAUAGCUGGACUGCGUAAGAUGCUACAGUGAUGACAUCUCUAAUGUUCGGAGCAAAAGGUAGAUGAAGUUCGAAAAACAUACACCGACAAAUUCGCGCAGCUUGAAGCGGACUUGAACCAGCGCGAGGUGGACCAGAAAAACCAGGAGGACGAAUUUACAGGUUCCCGGCAGCA
This is a messenger RNA of Amoebophrya sp. A25, 769 nucleotides long. The record is from the annotation of a GenBank genome assembly. NCBI's taxonomy places the organism in Eukaryota, Dinophyceae, Syndiniales, Amoebophryaceae.